AUUUACUUGACAUUCUCAUUGAAACAUUUAUUUAAAAAGCUACAUAUCCUACCGUCCUUGAAGUAGUCCAACUACACACCGGAAGUGCUAUUGACUGCUGGGAUAAACAGCUCAAACUUCGCUAACACUCAUGCAGCCAUGCUGCAGUUGUUUUUACCAGUCAUUCCAGACGUUCGCUCGACAUUUACCGUGAAUCUACUGUACCACCAUCGAACGUGGUCCCGUUGAGAUCAACUGUUAUGUUGUGUUUUUCAUCCAGGAGAGCAGGUUUGGAGGAGGAGGAUGGAUGGAGUCAGUGUCGGCUCAAACAGAACACAGGAGACUUUCGACCGCUGCACCACAGCGUCUGCGACUCUGGCUCGACUGGCCACCUUGAUGCAGCAGGUGGAGAGCAAACAGCAGUUGAACAGUCAGGCCCACGUCCAACCCCAUCAACAUCCAUGCGUUUGUCCAGAAUGUGGUCAAGACUUCCUUUGUGUCACUGACCUCCUGCACCACCAGCAUCGACAGCACACAUUACCAAAGCCUCACCGCUGCGCCUCAUGUGGUCUGGAGUUCUCCCUGAAGUCGUCUUUGGACCUGCACAAAUGCAAACAAUCCUCAACCCCGUGUGUUGUUUGUCAGGGACAGACCAGGUUAAACUCGCCCUGCCCUGCAUGUAUGAUUUGCUCAGUGGUGCUGGAGAAGCCAAGGUCGCUGUACCGCCAACCCCUCCUUCUGAACAGUUACGUUUGUGCUCCAUGUGGUAGGGGAUUUAGUCAGAAGCAGGCCCUGCUUCAUCACCAGCAAUCUGAUUGUAUUGAUAAGCCACUUCAGUCAGGCAGAGAAGGUUCAGGUGAGUCCACCCCAGGCUCCCAGUCCAGUUCAGGACGCUCCAACUCCCCUGGACUUAGGACCAAAGCUGUUUCUGUGGCCCAGCUGUCUUUCAAUCCCAUCCAGACAAACAUGAGACUGCAGCUGCAUAAGUGCUCGGACCACGCAGUAGUUCAACUGAAGCCUCAAGAGAGGACCAGUCAUGAAGCGGAGACAAGUACCAGGUCAGAUGGUGUCAGCCGUGUGAAAACGGGGAAAUCGGAGAGCCUCUUCCGAUGUCGAUCUUGCGACAUGGCAUUCAGCGACAUGGUCCUGCUGCACAAACAUCGGCGGAUCAAGCACAGCAGAGAGAAUAAUGUCAUCACUGAGCCGUGGAGCAGCGUCCGCAUCAGGGAGAAGAAAACUAUGUAUCCAUGUCCUCAAUGUAACAAAGUCUUCAUGCAUCACCUCUCCCUAUCAGCACAUAUGAAACAACACAGUAACAACGGCUCCUCUCUCAAGGGAGAAAGUUCCCAGAAAGACUUGAUGGCAGCCAAACUAGUGGCUCUCAAAAACAACCAUAGAGAUAGAAAAACAGAGCGACCCGGUCGAAGUCGGCCCAGGAAGAUACCGCGUGUUAUUAAUAGACGUCGUGAGAACGUGAUGCAGGUGGACACAGAGGAGAGCGAGGAAGAGCAAGAAGUUGUGAUGGAGGAGGUGGUGGAAGUUGAAGAGAGUGAAGAGGAGGUGGAAGAAAAGGAGGAGGAUGGUAGAGAGUUUCCAUGCCCCUCGUGUGCUGAGGUCUUCCCUCUGCAGUACCAGCUCAAGCAACAUGAGGAACUCCACUUGACCGCCAUGAGGCGGAGACAGUGUAGCGUGUGCUUAGACGAAAUGGAUCCCGUAGGCUGGUCCGGCUCACGGCGUAGGAGACUCUAUCACUGUGUGCCAUGUCAGGAGGGCUUCUCUGUCCUGGACCACUUCCUAGACCACUGUCAGGAGCAUCUCAGAGCCCGGGUGGAGGAGGAGAGCAUUGUCGAAGGAUACACGCACCUGUUUGGCAAAUGCUGACAGGUCAGGUGUUUGAAGAACUUUGUUCCGCUUGAUGUUUCCCAAGCUUCUUUCUUUCAGUUCAGAAUUUGCCAAAGUGAUCAACGGUGAAGUGACAUUCACAAGACUAAAUACAGGAAGAAUUGGCCUCCGAAAGUGACUCCUUACAUGAAAAAAUGCUUCUAUUAAAAUGUCAGACCUUGAAGCCUGGCAGUAAACGUUUUGGUAUUUUCGUCAUUUUUCCUGAGGUUGACUGCCAACUUGUAAGAAAUACGUAUAAAUAUCCAUUGUAGUAGGUUUGUCUCAGACAAACGAGUACCUCUGUCUCUCUUGAACAUCGGUGUUUUGACAUUUUCUAACACUAGGUUUCAUGGAUUAGCCAUGAGUUGUCCUGGCUUUCAGGUUUAUUCCAGUUCCUGAACUAACUGAAUCCAAAAGGCUGCAGUGGCCUGUUUUGUUUUGGAUGAAUCUUAUUAGCAUCUUCUUUUUGUUGAUCCUAGCACAAUAAAUUUGGGUUUACUAAAUCUGUAAUUCUGCUUAUUAACCUCCAAGACCCCUACAUCAGGUUUGUCUUCUGCUGUAUUGUUUUGUAGUUAUCAGAUCGGAUGAUCGGGGUGUGCGUGUGCUAGAUUUGAUUUCAAAGUAGAAGUUUUUAUUUGCACUGGACUUAUAAGACGAAUGUUUCAGGGUCAUAAAACACUUGGGUCAUGUGAUCCCUAUGCAAACUGGCUGGCGAUAGUUUUCAGAAUGUGAGUCGACAAAGAGCUUUUGUGAUGAUGAUAUAUAUCUUUUCAUUUGGCAGUAUUUUUUCAAAAUAAAGCAAAUGUGUGACAAAAAUUCAGUCUUUUUUAUUUUCUGGGGUGAACAAAAUGUGUAUUUUGUAACAAUUCUUAAACAAAAAAUGGUGGACUACUAAUGUCAAUUAUAAAUUGUGUUCACCAUUUGCCACAAACGUUGAUACC
This is a messenger RNA of Synchiropus splendidus (mandarinfish), 2801 nucleotides long. RefSeq lists its product as uncharacterized. The transcript has 2 exons. The record is from RefSeq and is a predicted model, not a curated record. NCBI's taxonomy places the organism in Eukaryota, Metazoa, Chordata, Actinopteri, Syngnathiformes, Callionymidae. Gene Ontology annotation, cellular component: nucleus. The coding region runs from base 283 to 1860 and encodes 525 amino acids.